ACACAAGUUUACAAAGAGACAUGGCGCCAUUACAAAAGUCUGCUAUUUCAUGCAUGUCUCAGCUCCUCUAUACUGACCCACCAUUCCGAUCUGCUGCACUGGUUUUCUAAGCAGAAUGGUUUUAUUUAUUUCAAUGCUCUUUGGCAUACAGGCGCUUUGCUCCUGGGCUGCCUCUCCUCCUGCCAGAGAAGGACCAACUGCAUUGCUUUCCCCCACCUGUGAUGACACUGCAGUAGAGGAGGCUGCAGAUCUGGCUCUUCGCCAGAUCAAUGCUGACCGAAAAGAGGGCUACAUACUCAGUCUCUACCGAAUUUUCAGUGUCCGAGAACAACCUCAGGAGAACACUGGUUCUGUCUUCUAUCUCAUCUUGGAUGUAGUCGAUACUGAAUGCCAUGUACGCAGCAAAAAGUUGUGGAAGAAUUGUACAGCCAGACCUGCUCAUACAAGUGUUUAUGGCCAAUGCAAAGCAAUUAUCUACAUUAAUCAGGCAAGAAAUACUGCUCAUCUGAAUACUUAUGAGUGCACUUUACAACCAGUUCCACCCAGAUAUAUUUGGACGCUAUGUCCUGACUGCCCAGUUGAUGACAAUCCAACUGAGCCCAGAUAUUUGGAGGCUGCUGUUCAAAGCCUUGCCAAGUUCAAUGAAGAGAGUGAACAAACUCAUUAUUUCUCUGUCCUCAAUGUCACAAGAGCUUCAAUGCAGUGGGUCGUUGGUCCUGCAUAUUUUGUAGAGUUUUUAAUUCAGGAGACAUCCUGCUCCAAAAAUGACACAACUGCUGACAUCUCCAAGUGCAAGCCACUUUCUUCAGAACUAGCUCAAAUAGGUUUCUGCAAAGGCUCUGUAGUAAACAGCCGCUUGGAACAUGAACAGUUUGUCACAAUAUCCUGUGAAAUCUACAGUGUGCAGGAUCCUGCCACUGAAGAGGGGAAACAGCAAGAUAAUAAAACACCUGGAAAAUCCAGCCAGAAUCAUCAACAAGCUUUCCCUUCAGAAGUCAAUCCUUUCUCCCCACAUGUAGAAAAAACGGUGGGCUGGGUUAAAAUUCUACCCCCUUCAAAUGAGGACACCUCUUUCCAAAACCUACCAGAAAGUCAAAUUGAACAUAAAGAUGGAAAGCCAGUUCCACCCAGGGCUGUAGGAUCUAUGCCCAGUCUUGACAGAGAAAAGACUCAAACAGACAAACCAGACUUGACCAAACCAGUCACUGGACCAGCUGUUCUCCCUUUUCCUGAAGAACUUUCUCUAUCAGACUCAUGCCCAGGAGAAGCAAAGAAGAUAAAUUCCAUUAUCCAGCCUUUGCUGCCUAAAAAGCCUACCAAAGCCUAGCAAGCAUUCAAUCAUCGCAAAUACCUGCAGCAAAAUAAUGACCACGAUCACAACCUGGUCUUUCAAUUUGUGUAACAUCUUUAAGUAAAUAAAUUGCUUAUUACAGUGUU
Falco peregrinus (peregrine falcon) is the source of this 1437-nucleotide messenger RNA. RefSeq names its product fetuin B (gene FETUB). The record is from RefSeq and is a predicted model, not a curated record. Gene Ontology annotation, cellular component: extracellular region. Gene Ontology annotation, molecular function: metalloendopeptidase inhibitor activity; cysteine-type endopeptidase inhibitor activity. Lineage: Eukaryota; Metazoa; Chordata; Aves; Falconiformes; Falconidae. The coding region runs from base 116 to 1327 and encodes 403 amino acids. The transcript has 7 exons. Gene Ontology annotation, biological process: binding of sperm to zona pellucida; negative regulation of endopeptidase activity.